Messenger RNA from Grosmannia clavigera kw1407, 1548 nucleotides. RefSeq names its product cytochrome p450 monooxygenase. The transcript has 4 exons. Gene Ontology annotation, molecular function: oxidoreductase activity, acting on paired donors, with incorporation or reduction of molecular oxygen; iron ion binding; heme binding. The coding region runs from base 1 to 1548 and encodes 515 amino acids. Lineage: Eukaryota; Fungi; Ascomycota; Sordariomycetes; Ophiostomatales; Ophiostomataceae. The record is from RefSeq and is a predicted model, not a curated record.
AUGUUGCGCGAGAUUGCAUAUGCCCUUCUGGGGCUGACUGCCCUAGCCUACACAGUUGAGUUUAUUUUCAGUUUGUUCGACGAUCCACGCGAACCUCCUCGUGUGAAAGCCGCCAUCUCGCUGAUUGGCCAUAUCAUCGGCAUGAUUCGCGAGGGAAAGCUGUACUACAAUUCGCUGGGCGCCAAAGUCGACUCCGAUAUGUAUAUGAUUUCCAUCUUGGGUUUCAAGAUCUACGUCUGCAACUCGUAUCGUCUCAUAGGUGCCAUCCACAAAAACGCCAAGACCCUCGCCUUCAAGCCUUUUGUCAAGCUGUCCAUGAAAAAAAACAGUGAUGUUUCUGAUCACGCCUACGAGAUUGGCAGCGGCAUCAUGACCGACAAGCUCGAAACCGCACAGCGGGCUGCCCUGGCCCCGGGCGCCCACCUAGAUGCCGUGACGCUGCGCACGGCCGAGGCGAUGUUGUCGGGGCUUUCUGCCCUUGAGGCAGCUGUCGCCAGCAAGGAGUCCGUUAUGCUCUUAGCCUUCCUGCGGCACAAUAUCGUGCAAGCGUUGGCGUACGGAAUCUACGGAUCAACUCACCCUUGGAAAGACCCGAAAGUCGAAACAGCAUUUUGGACUUGGCACGAGUAUCUGCCCAAGAUGUUCAUGGCGAGCCUCUUGGCUGGAAAGGGCUUCCAGAAUCGCCAGGUGGUGUUUGAUGCCUACCAUAAUUUUUUCCAGGAUCUGCCCGACGAUACUUCCGAGGUGUUCCGCGAACGCCAGCGCGUGUACAUCGAGGCUGGGAUCGAGGAAGCUGACCACAUCAAGCUCGAGGCUGCCUGGCCGUUAGCUAUCUUUUCCAACACGGUGCCGACGGCAUACUGGUUUAUGUGGGAGCUGUGCUCGCGGCCGGCUCUGCUCGCUGAGGUGCGCAGCGAAGUAGAGGAGGUGGUCAUCAAGACACAGAAGACAGCAGAUGGGCCGGAAUUCUGCCUCGACAUUGCGGCCCUGCGCACCCGCUGCCGCCUGCUUCUAUCUGUGCUAGAGGAAACCCAGCGAACGCGCCAUAUUCAUGCAUCUAUGUGUCGCGUGCUUGAGGACACAGUGCUGGACGAACGCUACCUGCUCAAGAAGGGGUACGUUGUCCAGCUGCCCGGUGGCCCGAUCCACCACGACCCUAAUGUCUACGGGAGCAACGCGGGCCAGUUCGAGCCCCACCGCUUUGCCCCGAGCGACACUCAUGGAAACGAGGGGAAAGUCCCGACACACGCUCCCACCAAUAGAGGCUUCCUGGCCUGGGGUGCACCUCCUCACCUUUGCCCCGCCCGCCAGUUUGCGGCCACUGAGCUGCUGCUGAUGGCAUCGUUGCUCAUCCUGCGCUUCGACAUCCAGUUACCCAGUGGCCGUGAUCGGGAUCCCUAUCCGGCCCUACGUGCAAGCGAGAUUGCUACCCUGCUCAGUCCUAAGAAAGACGUGGCCCUACAGAUGACGGUGCGGGAAGAAUGGCGCGGAAAGUGGAGUGUGGCGUUCGGCAAAGAGAAGAGCAGGGUAUUGCUUGCGUCUGGUUAA